AUGGCUGGAACUGUUGAUGACGACGAGUAUGUUGCGAGCUUAUUGAAGCAGGACGCUCAGAAUGCGAAGAAGAAAUACGAGCUAGUCGGCAUCGAUGCCUUCAAUCCGAAGAGAUCGAAACCGGGCGCGCCGAAACCAAACACGAACUUCUUGCGGCACAUCAUCCGCCAGACCGACAGUCACAACUCUGCAUUGCUUGCCAGGGAGGCCGAGGAGUCAAGCGCGCGUCUGAAGCGCAUGAACCGAGAGAGAAUACGGGCGCAAAAGAACGAGGAGGUCAAGAAAGAGAGGAAAGCAGACGGGCGCUUGACACCUGUUCUGAGUGAUGAGGAAGAACCACAUUCCGGACCGUCUAAACGCCGUACAGACGAUAGGGGGCGUGGUGACAGGCAUAGAAAUGGACACAGGCACAGAGAGCGGUCGCUAGACUCACGCGAUCAAAGGCAUCGUAGUAGAAGCAGGGACCAUGGCCGCGAUAAACGGAAGCGGGAGGAAAGCAGGGAAAGGUCAACUCGACAGUCAGGACACCCUGAGUCCCAUCGCGAAAGGGACCAUCGGCGCCGACACGACACCGAAAGAGACAGCGAAAGAAGCCGAUCGCAAAGAAAGCAGAAGUCAACCCAAAGUCACAAGCGACGCCGAUCUCGCUCCAGAUCCUCCUCCCGCUCGCGCUCCAGGUCAUCGCAUUCAACCCGGACCGACAAGAAGCGCAGAUAUCGAUCACGAUCACGAUCACAAUCUCCGCGCCGACCUCAUCGCAAAAACGAAGAUCGCAAAGCUUCAGGCAAAUCAAAGCGACGCUCUCCAAACCCUCAUUCCGACUCUGACCCCCUCGAAGCCAUCGUCGGCCCCCUCCCACCACACAUGGAACCCUCCGUACGCUCCCGUGGCCGCGGCGCACACAAGGUGAACUCAAUGGGCAUGGACUCCCGCUUCUCCUCCGCGUAUGACCCGACUGUCGACGUCCGGCCCCCUUCUGAUGCAGAAGACGAGUGGGGCGAUGCGGUUGAGUCGUUCCGCGACCGUCAGCGCUUCAAGCAGCAAGGCGCGGAUAGACUUAGGGCGGCUGGAUUCACGGAUGAGCAGGUGAGGAAGUGGGAGAAGGGCGAUGUCAAGGACGAGGAGGAUGUUAUGUGGACGAAGCGCGGACAGGCGAGGGAAUGGGAUAGAGGGAAGGUGGUCGACGAAGACGGAGAUGUUGAGUUGAAAGCUGAUUGGGGACGAUUGAAGUGAAGCAAUGCGGGCAUCAACAGGUCCUCACCGUACAAUUACGUGUAUACUCCCACGUACAUCUUGCAUCACAAAUCACAUACCUGAUUCAAUACAUCACAUCACUCAUCCAU
Messenger RNA from Parastagonospora nodorum SN15, 1343 nucleotides. RefSeq lists its product as hypothetical. The record is from RefSeq and is a predicted model, not a curated record. The transcript has 2 exons. Bases 1 to 1233 code for a protein of 410 amino acids. Lineage: Eukaryota; Fungi; Ascomycota; Dothideomycetes; Pleosporales; Phaeosphaeriaceae.